AUGAGUUCAGCUGCUAAUGGACGAAAGGUCCAAGACAUUGAGCAAAAGCUCUCCUCGGGUGUCAACGGUGCCUCGAUGAGCAAGACUGGUUACUACGCCGAAGAGAAACAAGACAUCGAAGCGGGUAAACCUCGAAAGUCGGACAUCAUGCCUUCAAUUCGACAAUUCCUCCUGACUCUUAUGGUCGUUUCCCUACUUACUAUCACGAUCGUUUCUGCCGCUACGACCAAUCGAAGUCCGGGAGAUAUAUCGUCUCCUUGCAUAAAAGAUCAACAAGCUUUCAGCGAAUUGCUGGAUGCUAUUGAGCCUGCCAUGCUGCACGAUGUGCUCCAUCAGCAUAUGAAGGAGAAAUAUCAACACGGUGUUUACGAAGGUGAUAGGGAGACUAUGGAAGCUGUUUACAGACAGGAGCCGGAAGUGGCACAUGCUUUGGUUGAGGUAGCAAAGGCAAAUGCUAUGAUUGAAUUGGUAAAGAGGCAGGUUGGAUCGAAUUCGACAUCUACUGAGACUCCGAGUACGACAUCUAUCGUUGCUUCGAGUACUGUCAUCACUUCUAUAUCGGUCAAAACGUCCCCGUCUUCGAGUUCAGUCUCGGUGGCUCCAUCUUCUACAUCAGUCUCAAUUACAGCCGUUGCCUCGACCAGCACCUCAGUGACAACAUCUGCAACCACCUCAGCUGCCACCACGCAACAAGGUUCCUCUACAACAGCUCCGAGCUCGACGACUGAGCCAACUUCGGUAUCUUCAUCAUCCCGGGUCGUUACUAGUGAUGGAACUACCUCAUCGCCAGUGGUACCAGUAUCAACUACUACACCAAUCUCAACAUCUACGGCAACUACAAAUCCGGGUAUGUUCAAAAGCGAGUCGACCUCGCAUUCCUUUUCUUCUACUCCCACUUCUACCUUUACGUUGCCCAACUUCUUUUAUGUGAAUUCUACUUUCCCCCCUUUCUUGUCUACAAUGAUACCUCACGACUCCUCGAUCUCGACUGUAGUUUCUCAUACUGUCACGUCGGUGUCUUUGAGGUCAAGUUCAACGGUAUCGUCUGCGGUUUUCAUAUCUGCAAGUUCAACGGUAUCGUCUGCGGUUUUCAUAUCUGCAAGUUCAACGAUAUCGUCUGCGGUUUUCAUAUCUGCAAGUUCAACGAUAUCGUCUGCGAUUAUCAAAUCUGCAAGUUAUAUGGUAUCGUCUGUGGUUUUCAUAUCUGCAAGUUCAACGAUAUCGUCUGCGGUUUUCAAAUCUGCAAGUUCAACCACAUCCCCGGGAGGUUCCCCUGUGACUCGUGAUGCUAUAAUCUCUAGUUCUACUUCUCUUGGAUACUCUUCUACGACUGUGUCGGCUUUUGGUCCUAGUUUCGUUGGAUAUCCUGCUCCUUCAUCCAUUACCGUGUCUGGUUCCAGUUCUGAAAAUCAUGGCACUUUCUUGACUUUAGCAUCUGCUUCUAGUUCUGUUGGAGAGGGCAAUCUUUCCGUUUUCCUGCUGCUGCCUAUUUCCACUUCCAUUGGAUCUCAAGGCAACUCUGCAACCUCAGUCUCUAGUUCUUUAGUCAACCUUCCUAGCAAUACUUUUUAUUCUUCACUUUCUGGCUUAAACUUAUUAUCGGAUUCAGGAUCGACCAUCACCUCUGUUUCUCAAUCUCAGAGCUCUGUAUCUUCUCAAACAACUACAUCGGCGUCGGGAGCAUCUAAUUCCGCCUCUCGAACUUCUGAAUCAUCUUUAGAUACUGCCUCUGUUCCCGUGGCUACAGGAUCUUCUACAAGUGAGGCCUCCAUUUCUUCCGGGGAGUCUACUUCUCAGGCCACUGCCUCUGGAGCUACUACCUCGGCUGGUACCUCAAGUUAUUCUACAGAGGUUUCCAGUUCCAAUGUCUUGUCUCCAUUGACUACUUCUGCGGGCUCUUCUGCUACUGACUCUUCUUCUACCGUGGUUGUCACUUCAACAUCUACUAACGUGGCUGAAUCCACAGCUUCUUCUACCCCAGAUGAACCCUCUACACAAGCCGCCGAAACAACCAGCAGAAAGGCUACCAGCAGUAGCACCUCGACGAAAGUUUAUACUACAACCUUACCCAAUGGUUCAAUUUCUACAGUCACAGCUGUCACUAUAGUACCGGCUGUGGUUACUGGCGGAUCCUUCGGUGGCUCCACUAGCAUUUCCACUGGAAGUGCAUCAUUGCAAACCAACAGUGCCGGAAAGAACGGUUUAGGAAUCAACAUGAUUCUCGGUGCCGUUGGGAUGGCGCUAGUCGGUGCAUUAUAA
This is a messenger RNA of Sclerotinia borealis F-4128, 2259 nucleotides long. NCBI's taxonomy places the organism in Eukaryota, Fungi, Ascomycota, Leotiomycetes, Helotiales, Sclerotiniaceae. The record is from the annotation of a GenBank genome assembly.